CCAGCGUUCUGAUUGGCUUGCCUCUCCUGCGUCAUUCGACCAAUCAGGGGCGUUGAUGCCUUAGCGUGUCCUCUCACAGGAAGGCGUGUGUGACAUUUGCUGCUAGAAGCUAGCAGCCGGAUAAAGAUGAUCAGUGGAAGUGAAUAGGUGAUAUUUUUGUUUCCGCGCUGCAGCUGACUUUUGGGCGCGCACUUUAUUGAACUUUUCCCGCUACAGUCGCCAGUUAGCAUGAAGUGUAGAGUUGAAUAAAACUUUAACCGGUUUUAUUUGGGGGGUGGGGGGGCUAAGGCUUUUCAUAACUUGUACAGUAAGUGCUUGGAGUUCCGGUUGAGGUCGUGUCAGUCUCGUGCAGUCGUCGACGCGGUAACUUUCCGUUUUGUUUCGAUGUGUUGCUGUUUGAGUUGACGUCUGCGCGCCUGCUGACUUUGCAAACUGCGCUUUGCACACAAGGUUAAAUUUAGCUUUAGCGAACUAGCUGCUUCACUCCUGCCCGGCUGCAGCUUUCCCACUUUCUUAUGCUGACUUGUCGGGGCAGGUGUGGCGUAAGUAGGCCAGGUGUGUUGUGGGAUAGAUAGUUCGGCGUGCCUCACUACGUCCAGCAGUUGGUUUUAGGGCUUUGUGAGUGGAAUCAUGCUGCUCUCUCUGGUGGUGCACACGUACUCGCUGCGGUACUGGUUUCCAGCCACGAUCAUGCUGGGAACAGCCCCAGCUUACAUACUGUCAUGGGGCGUUUGGCGCAUGCUUUCAACUGUAUUACCAGCAAGUAUUUAUCACAAGAUAGACGACCGGAUAUACUGCAUCUACCAGAGCAUGGUCCUGUUCUUCUUUGAGAACUACACAGGAGUGGAGAUUGUAAUAUAUGGAGAUAUACCAAAGAAGAAGGAGAACGUCGUUUACCUGUCAAAUCAUCAAUGCACAGUUGACUGGAUCAUCGCUGACAUGCUCGCCAUCAGACAAAGCGCUCUGGGUCAUGUGAGAUAUGUCCUCAAAGAUGGACUCAAGUGGCUCCCGCUUUACGGAUGGUAUUUCUCUCAGCAUGGGGGAAUCUACGUGAAACGAAGUGCAAAGUUUAAUGAAAAGGCCAUGAGAAAGAAGCUUCUCAACCAGACGCAAACAGGAACUCCAAUGUACCUUGUCAUCUUCCCAGAAGGAACUCGGUAUAAUCCGGAGAUCAAGAGCGUCAUCGCUGACAGUCAGGCUUUCGCUAAAAAACAAGGACUGGCUGUUCUAAAGCACACGCUUACUCCCAGGAUGAAGGCCGCUCAUGUCGCCAUCGAGACCAUGAAGGACCACCUGGACGCUGUGUAUGACGUCACUGUGGCUUAUGAAGGAACGCUGGAUGGCUCCAGUCAGAGAAGAACUGCUCCCUCCAUGCCAGAAUUCCUCUGCAAAGAAUGCCCCCGUGUGCACAUACACUUUGACCGCGUGGACAUAAAUGAAAUCCCUCCAGAGCCCGAGUUCUUCCGCCGAUGGCUGCACGAGCGCUUCGAGAUCAAAGACCGGCUUCUGACAGAUUUCUACGAGUCCCAGAAUGUGGAGAAGAAGAACAGUUUCCCCGGGGAGGCAAAAGUGUCUCCGCUGAGGCUCUACAGGACCCUCCCGUCUGUGAUGAUCUUGGGAGGACUGACACUGCCAAUGCUGCUGACCGAGAACGGCAGGAAAUUCUACGUCCGGACCUGGGUUUGCGGGACGCUGCUGGGCUGGAUGUGGGUGAAUCUUUGCCCUUAACAAACAGGGUGGAGCUGUUGCAACGAGAUGCAAAGAAAAACAUGAAGACGGGUGCCAUUUACCGUAUCCCAGCAACACGGGGCGUGUUCCAAGUGCAGAGCAAUAUCUCUGAGUUUUUGACUUUCCAACCGUCACCUGAAGAUGUAAAAACAAGCGUUUUAGCAGCUUUGAUUUUUGGAUUUGCAGCCUAAAGUAAAGAGAAAAAACAAAAAGAAUAGAUUUGUGAAUAGAUAUUAAAGUAAAAAAAUAUAUAUAUAUAUAUAUAUAUGCUAAAUGAAAAAAUAAGAAACCCCAAAAGUUUAUAAAAUAAUAUACCUUUAUUGGGUUUAUCCAAAUUACUAUUCCUGCAUGCAGUUGUCCCCAAAUUUUUUUUAAAGCUUUCAUAUUUUUUUCCAAUGCCAAGUGUACUGUGUUUUUUAAAAAACACAAUGAUUGAUCUCAAGUGCACUGACAACAGUUGUAAUGUUUUUUAUGCCAAUUCCCAUAUCAGGAAAAUUAUGCACUUUUCUCAUGUAUAGUUAUAUUUUUACACUGGUAGAACAAAACAAGUCAAAAAGUAGCUCAUGAACCUGACACCAGCUGCAUUAACCACCACAACAUUCAUGUAAAUGUGUUUGCUUUGAAUGUAGCCGUACAAACAGGAUAUGCCAAUGGACUUCAAAUUAAAAGCGCGCUCUGUUGGUCAUCGUUUUAGUCCAAACUCAAGCUACAGUCAACUAGAAGAAUGUGUGUAAAAACAAUGUUCUACCAUUGUAAGAUGUUACUUGAACCUUAAAAUGUUGGUCAUUGCCAAAAGCUGGUGUGUCUGCCACAGUGUUGUUCUGAUCGUCUCUUUGUGUUAAAGCAAUAUCCAUCAUAUUUCUCACCCAGAGGGGCAAAGAAACAAGAUUUUUUUCCUUUUUUUUUUCCUUUUACAUUUUCAACUCAUGUAUUUGUUGCUUGAUUAUUUUACAGCUCAGAUAGACGUUUAUAUCCUCAAAAUGCUUACAAAGCCAUGUAAACAGUAUAUCACAAAUACCUGUGCACUCAAAGCCAUUUGUAUUAUAACAUCACUGUAUCGCGACAUGCACCGUUUGUCAAUCGUUGUUUACACAAAAAGAAAUCCCUGCGUUUUCUGCGUAUUAGUCUGUUGAUUCUUUAAUUUGCCUCUACAGUUUUAUUUUGUUUUUUUUCAUGUUGAUGGUACCACAAUGUCAUAAUUUUUACGUCACUCCAAUACCUCACAUGAGUAAUCCUUCCUUGUUGUUAAAUGACCUUUGUCAUCCAUUUUAUAGUCAUUUUUAUCCAGAUAAGACCAGACUCUUCAGGAGAAUCUGUAGAAGGCAUUUAAACUUCAACUGUUUCUGGAAAUGUGUGCCUUCUCUUUGGGGGCCACAAUGGCUCUUCCUCUCCAGGUGACUGCAUUCAGGCUCUCUUUUUUCCGAGCUGCAACAUGUAGUCGUGUUGUCUACGGCCCACAGCGGCUUAUUUUGCUCUAAGAAUGCUUUGAGUUCAACCUUUCGGGACUGUUAUUAAAAUAAUGAAAGCUAUCAUGUUGGGAGUGGAGGGGAUGAAUUAAAUAAAAUGUUUUUUUCUUUUCU
This is a messenger RNA of Oryzias melastigma (Indian medaka), 3308 nucleotides long. It is a transcript of the gene agpat5, whose product is annotated as 1-acylglycerol-3-phosphate O-acyltransferase 5 (lysophosphatidic acid acyltransferase, epsilon). Gene Ontology annotation, molecular function: acyltransferase activity. Lineage: Eukaryota; Metazoa; Chordata; Actinopteri; Beloniformes; Adrianichthyidae. The record is from RefSeq and is a predicted model, not a curated record. Gene Ontology annotation, cellular component: mitochondrion; endomembrane system. The coding region runs from base 631 to 1728 and encodes 365 amino acids. The transcript has 8 exons.